Molecule: messenger RNA, 2925 nt
Organism: Drosophila bipectinata
Lineage: Eukaryota; Metazoa; Arthropoda; Insecta; Diptera; Drosophilidae
Gene: bs
Product: serum response factor blistered
Biological process (GO): positive regulation of transcription by RNA polymerase II
Molecular function (GO): RNA polymerase II cis-regulatory region sequence-specific DNA binding; protein dimerization activity; DNA-binding transcription factor activity, RNA polymerase II-specific
Source: RefSeq, a predicted model, not a curated record
GUAUUAUUUUUUAUUUGCACGCCAUCUGAAGCACAACGCCAUCAUUCGAUCGCAAGUUUAGCUCUCGACCGUUCGCCGCCUCGAUCCGAUAUUCGUAUUUGGAAUGAACAACAAUAAAAUCGCCACAAAUAAAGUAAACGGUCCAAACAAGUGCCACAGUGACAAAUAAGUCGCCUAAAUCCAGCCGAUACAGAUGAAUCAAAUCAAUUUUUGUCAAUAACUAAACAAAACAAGCGAUAACCGUUACCAACAAACUAAAAAGGCUUGAAUCCAACUUGAAUCAAAAUCGAAACCGAAAACUUACGAAGGAGCAAAAAAAAAACGAUACUACUCUAAAGUAUAAUCCAAAGGAGCAAAUAUAAGACAAAACACAGUAACACACAAAAGGAUCAAGAACUUCAAAUAAAACUCCAAAAACAAAGGACUAACACUUUAAGGAAACAUUCAAAUUUGCCGCCCAACCGCUGAGCUUUUGCAACACUUUCUGAACUUUUUUUGCUGCAUCCCUGGUUUCGGGCUGUCAGCUGUCAAUUUUUGCCCCAAGUGGCCAAGUGUUUGUGUUUGUGUGUGCGUGCGUGUUGCAAAAUCGCGGCGUUGCAGCCAAAAAAAUCGCGUUUCGCCCUCCGAAAUUGUUAAUAAUUUUGAUAAAACGGGCCAAAACACUGCAAAAACAAGGAACAGGCCUGCAGGCAGCGGCGGCAGUAGCCCCCAGGCAAACGGCAACGCAGCAGCAGCGGCGGCGCAGCAAACGGCCAGAAGCCAUCAGCCAGCAGCAGAGUAUCAGAAGUAUCGCGUUGUGUGCGCGCGGUGUGUGUUUUGUGUGUUAUUUUUGGAAUUAAGAAUCAAAUACGGGCGCUAGGCGGCUGGCAAAGUGUGCCGCGGCCGGAUUUCUGAUUUCGGAUUGCUAGGCAAGGUAGCAAUAAUAGACGCGCGCGGUGCCUUGGAUUUCUACGGCUCCACGGUGGAGAACUAUUACCUCAGAAUGGAUCCGACGCGGGGCGACUCGCGCUACAACCUCAACUACUCGAUGAGUAGUAUAGGUCUCAGUCUCGCCGAUCAGGCGGACAUGUACGGCAAUCCGGCGGUGGCCGCCCUGGGUGCCCGUCCGCCCUCCGGCGGCCUACUCCAGAACAUGGGCGGCCCGUCGAUGCAGCGUCCCGGUGCCGGAGGUGGCGGUGCACCCACUGGCCAAUGCCAGACCCUGGGCAACAGUCAGACCUCCCAUCACAGCCCGCAGCAUGCCUCCCAGCAGCAGCAGCAGCAGCAACAGCAGCAGCAACACCAACAGCAACAGCAGCAGCAACAGCGUGGCCUGAAGCGAUCUGGAAGCGACUGCUAUGAGGAUCACCAUCGGUCAGCCGGUGGUGGACUCACGCUCCAGGGCCUGGACAACUGCGGCGCCGCCGGUAGCGUCACCAGCGCCGGCGUGGACGAUAACGUGGAUGGCUACAAUCCGCUGCCAAACAAAAAAUCUCCACCCGCCAACGGCAAGAAGACAAAGGGACGUGUCAAAAUCAAAAUGGAAUAUAUCGACAACAAGCUGCGUCGCUACACGACCUUCUCCAAGCGCAAAACGGGCAUCAUGAAGAAGGCCUACGAGCUGUCAACACUGACCGGAACGCAGGUGAUGCUCCUGGUGGCCAGCGAGACCGGCCACGUCUACACAUUUGCCACGCGCAAGCUCCAGCCGAUGAUCACUUCCGAGGCGGGCAAGCAGCUCAUCCAGACCUGCCUCAAUUCGCCGGAUCCGCCGAGCGUCGGUGGUGGGGAUCAACGGAUGUCGGCCACGGGCUUCGAGGAGACGGAGCUCAGCUACAAUAUCGCCGACGAGGACUCCAAAGAUGAGCGAUCACCGACAUCGUCGGGCAACGAAUCGGAUGACUCCUCCGAUGUGGAGAUGCCGGGUGGCGAGGUAAUCGAGGUGGCUACCAGCAAGGCGGCCACGGUGGCCAGCAAAACAGAGGUAGCUCCUGCCCCACCAACCGCAGCGGGAACGUCCGGGGCAACGGCAGUCACCACAGCCACGGGAGCGGGCACCAAGCCCAUGCCAGCAUUGAACUAUCAGACUGAGAACGGACCAUCGACGUCCACAGGAGCCGGAGCAGCAGCAGCGGGAGCGGGAGCCCCAGCGGACAGCAAGUAUGUCUACUCAGCUGCAUCGUUUGCCAAUAUACCGCCCAAAAUGUUGAGGCAACUGAUACGGACCGGACACUUGCAACUGCACGCCGAGGAAGAUGGCAACCAAUAUGUGACCAUACCCCUCAGCUCUACAGCGGCCAACCUAAUCAAAAGUAACAAGCUAACAACCUCCAGCGGAACAGCAACAGGAACGGGAUCAGGGACCUCGACUGCCACCAAAACGGAUCAAAGUGCCGAACAACCCUUGACCAUCAAACAGGAAUAUGAUUAGCAACCGAAGCCACCCACUGCUUAUCCAGAAUCGGAAACUGAGAACUGCGUUUAUCCACAGGCCCAAGCCCCCAUCCUCAUGGAACCAAUCCUCAGCAGGAGAUGCCCAUCACACACACUCUCUAUUAAAGUCUAUCCAAAGUUUAUUUCAUGUCAUCAUCCAAUGGUGACCUCGAUCGCCUGCUAAGUCUAAGUCAUACUAUAUCUAUUAUAUCGUAUACAUAUACUAUUUUUAUACCUAAAGUGAAGGAAAAUGAAAAAAAAAACGCCCCCUAGUUGGGUCCCCAAGAUGCCCAGCGGCAUAUAUACAUAUAUAUCUACGUAAGUUUUAAAGAGUUUGCAGGUUAAAGGCAUUAAACAUGUAUGAUGAAAUGAAUUAUGAAUUAUGAUCGGAAAGUGAGGAUGAUAUGGAUGUUCCUAAACCGCAGAGAUCAUGUUGCUUUGUUACUAGUUUAUAUUGUUUUAUUAUACAAUACAAUGGAUACAUAUAAACCACUUUUUUUGCAUAAAAAUCAA